Molecule: messenger RNA, 4067 nt
Organism: Argiope bruennichi
Lineage: Eukaryota; Metazoa; Arthropoda; Arachnida; Araneae; Araneidae
Product: transforming acidic coiled-coil-containing protein 1-like
Exons: 16
Coding region: 516-2165 (549 amino acids)
Biological process (GO): cell population proliferation; mitotic spindle organization
Cellular component (GO): cytoplasm
Source: RefSeq, a predicted model, not a curated record
CAACAAACGACGAAACUGAGCAGACACUGUUGUGAUUUUUUUAUUAUCAUAUGUGAAAGUAGCCAGGUGUUUUUAAAAUAAAUCUCAGUUUAGUGCUAAGUUAACAUCGGAAUUAUUUGAAGUAUGUAUUGACAAGAAUGGGAUGCUGUCUUAAUCUUGGCUAAAGAAAAAGUUUUAAAAAUUCCAACGUGGUUUAUGAUAAGCAGAUUUUAUUGCUACAUUCCCAGUUACGUCAGGAAGUUUGGGCCUUAUUGAAAUGCACGGAUGCCAUUAGCACUUUGGGAAACCCCUGUUCAUCCUCUGUCUCAUGGUCAGAAUGUAAAAAAUUAUGAAAAGGCUAAAGUGCUUUGUCAAGUCCAGGUUGCCUGCUGACUGGAGUAAUUUAUUUUUGAACUGUAUUUAAGUGAGCACCUAUGAUUUAAACCAGCUAUAACCCUUUCACUCCUCCUCAUUUAUAACCUUAACUUGCUGCUUGUGUUAUGAAGUUAAAAAGGGGUUAAAAUAAAAAAGAAAUUAUGGCGGAAGAUAAUAUUGUUUCAUCUAAGUUAGGAGUACUUUAUGGACUGGAUGAAAAUAUUAACCCUUUGAAAGCUACUAAUUUACUUCCUUGUUCUACAGAAAGUGAAGAUAAUCAAAAUAUGCUUUUCACUAACUCACAUGCUGUAUCCAUCAUACAAAAACUUUCUGAAUUCAGAGAGCAGUCAUCAAAUAUUUCAAACAAGUAUCAGGACUUUGGGCAGCCUGAAAACAUUCCAUUGGUAGAAAGGAGUGUUUCCUUUCAGACAAGUUCAAAUUGUGUGUCUUCCAAAUUGUUAUUAAACUCUAAAAGUGAUAUUACUGAUGGCGUUUCUAGCAUAGAUGAUUUAAAUUCUAAACCAGCUUGUGAUGUAUCAGCUGGUACAGUAUAUCAAGAUGAUCUAGGUAAGGAACACUACACAUCAACAUACCCUGAUAGCAGAAAAGCAGAACUAUUCCAUGCUUCAACUGAUAAACAAACUUUCUCUAAGAGUGAAGAUCUUAAACAGACAUUGACCUCAAGUGGUUUAUUUGAAAACCAUAGUGAAGCAGGUCCUGAUGUUGCUGAAUUCUCUGAAGAAGAACUUCGAUCAGUAGCUGAGCUUUUCAAAGAACCUUCUGCGUUUGACUUUUUUCAGAAAGCUUCCAAUUCCAAAUUACUACGUGAAUCUCCUUUGGGGCGCUUGUCAUUGUUUGUAAAAGAUUCAGCUUAUAAGAGUGGUCUUGAAGGAAGUCAGGAAAGAAGUGCUCAAGAUUCUGGACUUGAUAUAAGUGGUGACAGCAAUUCCUUAAAUGCUGCUUGUGGGAAUGAUAAAGAAUAUGAAGGAGCACAAUCAAGUUCAUACAUGACCGCUGAUUCUACAGCUGCUGCACUUGAAGCACCUGUUGAAAUUGAGGAUAAAUCAAUGUCUGUGAAAAAAAUGGAUAAAACAAGUUCUAGUCACCAAAGCAGUUCACAUUGUGUUCAGGAACACAAACUGUUCACUGAAGAAGAAUUCACCCAAGCUCUUAAAAUGCAGGAACUUCUUUUUCAUGAAAAACAAUUGAAGAGAGAGAAAGAGCGGGGUGAUCAAGUAAAGGUAGCGGAACGAGAAAAACAGAUGCUCAAGAACCAAGUUAUUGCUCUUAGUAAAAGUUAUCGAGCAUCUAGAGUUGUCUUGGAAGAGUUAUUGAGUAUAUUUUCCUUAUGGUUGACUGCAAAAGAGCAAGAGCGUGUUGAAAUGAUGAGUAACAAUCAAAAAGCAAUAAAAGAGCGAGACCAGGCUUUGGAAGACUUACAGAAUGUUGAAUCUGCAUUUGCUGAUUUGCAUAGGCGGUAUGAGAACUGCAAAUCUGUUUUGGAAGGAUAUAAGCAGAAUGAAGAAAGGAUAAAGUUGCAAGUAUCUGAGAUGCAAGUGAAAUUAAAACAGCAAGAACAAAUGUAUGAAAUGCUGCGAUCUCGAAUUCAAGAUAAAUUGGACAGUGCUAAUGCAGAAAUUGAAAGUGCCAAAAAAUCUGGUGAUGCAGAGGUUACAGUUUUACGUGCGCAACUGAAAAAAGCAGAAAUGAGGAUAUCAAGUCUGGAGAAAGAUUUAGAACAGAAAAACAAGGAAAACACUGAACUCAGCAACAUAUGUGAUGAUUUAAUUGCUAAAGUUGGGAAAACAUAAACCAUAGAGAUUUCCUUAGACAGGUCCAAUGGAUGCAUUCACUGUUGCAAAAAAUAUAUAAAGGGAUUGUACAAUUCCUCUCAAAUUACCACUCUGCUCAGCCUGUUUUACACUGUACAUUUGUAACUUAAUUAUUUUUAAGUUGUACAAAAAUGUGCAAAAAAUCAAGUUAAUUUAAUUUUAAUAAUUGUAUUGAAGAGUUUAACUUGUAUGUUGUUUCUAAAAUUUUCUGUCAUAAAUAAGGACAAAAGAGAAUUGUAAAUAUGUUGAGUAUUUUUCUUUAAAUGCUUGAAUGAAAGAUCUGUUGGUUAUAUUAUUUUUUCACAACUGUUAAUAUGUAUAAUACAGUUAGUUACUUAAUAUGACUAAUGUAUAAAAACGUUUCACAUGACAAAACUACUAGGUGUAACAUUUUUAUCUUUAAAUAUUCACUUUGUUAUUAGAAUGUCAGCACCUAUAUAGAAAAUUAAGUUAUGAAAAUUCCUGGAAUUUAGUUAUUACCUGCACAACAGCUGUAUAAAGAAGUUCUCUCUUGUGUUUUUCAUUUUAAACAUAAGUGAUGAUAUAUUUUGUGUACUGCAAAUGUAUUUAAAUGUGCUUUUUUAACGCAUAUGUCUGUCAAUAAUAAAUGUAACAUAAACUUGAUUGUCAAAUAUUUAUUCUAUGUUCAAAGUAUUUCUUGAAAGUUUCUGCCUUUCUGUCUCAGAAAUACCUAUCCUCAUUCUUAUUUCUGUUGUUUUAAUUGACGUUUUCCCUUCAAUGGUGCAAUUUGUAUUAAACAAAAAUACUCUUAAUGAGAAAUUCUUUCUUUGUGAUAUCUUAUUUGUAUAUGUACAUAUAUAUUUAAUUUUCUAGCAUCGAAUGAUAUUUUUACUUUACUUUGUUAAUUUUUAUAUUAUACACAAAUUCAUUUUAUUUAUUUAUUAAUAAUUAUAAUUUUUUAUUUUAUUUCUGGUGUUUGUUUUGUAAUUACUGUAUAAUUAUUUGCUAGAUUUUGCUUGAUGAAUCUGUGAUUAAUUUAUUCUGUUUGAAUGCAUGUAAUUUAAGUACUUACAUCGAUCAUAAAAAGUAUGAAUUUUAAAUUUAUUUCAAUAUUACUUUCUAAUUUAGUGUAUUUGAGUUUUAUUUUGAAUAGCCGCAUUACUGAAUUGGACUUUAUAGCUUCCAUUGCUUAUGUAUGUACUUUAAUGUAUAUACUUUACUGUUGAGCAUACUUUAAAUAUUAAUUAAAUUAAUUUUAUAAAUAUUGUCUUGUUGCAGAACUAAAUUUAUUCACUAUGAAGGUUUUUCUUCUCAGAAUUGAAUAAAAAGUUUUUGGCUUAAGAAGUGUAUGAAACUCAAUCUGAAAUAUAUUUUAAUAGUAAUUUUUAAGUUUAUAUUAUUGUCCUGGGUUUGAUAAGUUUUAUUUACUUUUGGAUGUUAAAAAGUUAAAAGAAAAAAAAGUUAAAUAAAUUCUAACAACUAUAUAUUUAAUGCUCAUGACAUUACAUAGCAUUCCCAUUGGUUACAAUUGAUUAUAACGAAGGGAAUAUUUAAAGCAUUUAUUUUUAUAAAAGAUUAUUAUUAGGGCCAUUUAUUACCAGAACAUUUUUUGACAAUUUUAUCGAUAAAGUUGUAGAUUUAAUUAAUGGGUUAAUGCAUAAGGAAGCACUGAAUGGAUUACAUUAUAGGAAAUUUGAUGCUAUUCUAAAAUGCAAUUCUAUUUGCCAAUGCUGUGCUGAAGCAUUUCUUUUUUCAACCAGAAUGUGACAAAAAAAAUAGUUUGUGAAUUUGCAAAUAAUAUCACUUAAGAAAAUAUUAUGUAACAAAGUAUGUGGGAAAAACAUAAAAAUCAUUUAUUAAAAAACUGUUAUUUGUUGUUUCUUUGAAAGUUUGUUAGAAUAAAUCAGAAUGAUCUUGCUA